AUGCAGGAAUCUCAGACGGACGGGGAGUGCAGGACCAAGCAAAAAGGAAACUUGACCAAAAGGUUAAAACUGACCGAAUUGGUCAAGCUACCCCACCCCUAUACAAACAACCCCGACCUCAGUGGAAUUCGGAAACUUACAGAACUCCUUAAGACAUCCCUAUUAAUUGCCAAAUUCUUAAAUAUUACUCUACGGGCCCUGCCCAACUAUACUUCCUGCUGGGUCUGCCUCCCAUUGCAAAAACGAGUCUUCAUAGGAGUCCCAGUGCCCACCCGGCGGAAUGGAACUAUCAAACACACGGCCCAACCUAAUACCACUGCUAACACCACUGUCAUUAAAGGGCCAGUAGCUAGCAAUGCAUUAAUGGCCUUCCGGGAUGUGGCUGUGGCCUUCACCCAGAAGGAGUGGAAGCUAUUGAGUCCUGCUCAGAGGAACCUGUACAGGGAGGUGAUGCUAGAGAACUACAGCCACCUGGUUUCGCUGGGAAUUGCAUUUUCCAAACCAAAACUCAUCAUACAACUGGAGCAAGGGGACGAGCCCUGGCGAGAGGAGAAUGAAUGUCUUCUGGACCUUUGUCCAGGUGAGUGGGAAGCCCUGGGCAGAGGAGGGUGCAGGGCACUGAGAAGCUCAGCAGUUAAGGAAGGAAGGGCGGACUCGGAGGUGCUUGGAGGAAGCUCUUUUCCAGGCCUCCCAAGCCACUGGUAA
Lemur catta (Ring-tailed lemur) is the source of this 705-nucleotide messenger RNA. RefSeq names its product zinc finger protein 69 homolog. Gene Ontology annotation, biological process: regulation of DNA-templated transcription. The coding region runs from base 1 to 705 and encodes 234 amino acids. The transcript has 3 exons. The record is from RefSeq and is a predicted model, not a curated record. Lineage: Eukaryota; Metazoa; Chordata; Mammalia; Primates; Lemuridae.